Molecule: messenger RNA, 2738 nt
Organism: Sus scrofa (pig)
Lineage: Eukaryota; Metazoa; Chordata; Mammalia; Artiodactyla; Suidae
Gene: SRSF11
Product: serine and arginine rich splicing factor 11
Biological process (GO): RNA splicing
Cellular component (GO): nucleoplasm
Molecular function (GO): RNA binding
Source: RefSeq, marked provisional
GAUGUCGUCAUCGCGAGCGCCUGAGGCAGGAGGACAGAGGAGCCCUUCCCGUUGCCGGUGCCGGCCUUGUGUCUUGGAAUUACUUUGCUCAAGACGAGAACGCGAGCAGCGCCAUGAGCAACACUACCGUCGUCCCCAGCACUGCCCCGGGCCGCGGCGGGCCGGGCGGCGGCGGCGGCGGAGGCGGCGGCACCGAGGUAAUCCUGACUAAUGUCUCCCCGAGCGCUAGCUCUGAGCAGAUGCGGCUCUUCGGUUUCCUAGGCAAGAUCGACGAACUGCUCUUCCCGCCUGAUGAUUCGCCUUUGCCAGUCUCAUGUGUCUGCUUUGUUUUCCAUGAUCCAGACUCAGCAGUUGCACAGCAUCUGACAAACACUGUAUUCGACAGAGCUUUGAUAGUCGUACCAUAUGCAGAAGGAGUUAUUCCUGAUGAGACUAAGGCUUUGUCUCUGUUGGCACCAGCUAAUGCAGUGGCAGGUCUUCUGCCUGGUGGUGGACUCCUGCCUACCCCUAACCCACUUACCCAGAUCGGCGCUGUUCCACUGGCUGCUUUGGGAGCUCCUACUCUUGAUCCUGCCCUUGCUGCACUUGGGCUUCCUGGAGCAAACUUGAAUUCUCAGUCUCUUGCUGCAGACCAGUUGCUGAAGCUUAUGAGUACUGUUGAUCCCAAGUUGAAUCAUGUAGCUGCUGGUCUUGUUUCACCAAGUCUGAAAUCAGAUACCUCUAGUAAAGAAAUAGAGGAAGCCAUGAAGAGAGUACGAGAAGCACAGUCCUUAAUUUCUGCUGCUAUAGAACCAGAUAAGAAAGAAGAAAAACGAAGGCACUCAAGGUCAAGAUCACGUUCUAGGAGGAGGAGGACGCCCUCAUCUUCUAGGCACAGGCGAUCAAGAAGCAGAUCAAGAAGGCGAUCACACUCUAAGUCAAGGAGUAGGCGACGAUCCAAAAGUCCAAGACGGAGAAGAUCUCAUUCCAGAGAGAGGGGUAGGAGGUCAAGGAGCACAUCAAAAAACAGAGACAAAAAGAAAGAAGACAAAGAAAAGAAACGUUCCAAAACACCACCAAAAAGUUACAGCACAGCCAGACGUUCCAGAAGUGCAAGCAGAGAGAGACGACGACGAAGAAGCAGAAGUGGCACAAGAUCUCCUAAAAAGCCUAGGUCUCCCAAGAGAAAGUUGUCUCGCUCACCAUCCCCUAGGAGACACAAAAAGGAGAAGAAGAAAGAUAAAGACAAAGAAAGAAGCAGAGAUGAAAGAGAACGAUCCACAAGCAAGAAGAAGAAAAGUAAAGAGAAGGAAAAGGAACGGGAACGAAAAUCAGAGAGUGAUAAAGAUGUAAAACAGGUUACACGGGAUUACGAUGAAGAGGAACAGGGGUAUGACAGUGAGAAAGAAAAAAAGGAGGAAAGGAAACCAACAGAACCAGGUUCCCCUAAAACAAAAGAAUGUUCUGUGGAAAAGGGAACUGGUGAUUCACUAAGAGAGUCCAAAGUGAAUGGGGAUGAUCAUCAUGAAGAAGACAUGGAUAUGAGUGACUGAAUGUUGCCUCUGUGGGAAUCCAACUGUAUACGUGCAUCAGUGUCAUUCCUCUGUGUGAUUUCUUAAUGCUGUGUUUGUUCAUCUCAAACCUAGAUGUAUACAGCUCUGAGUUAUAGAUGGUUAUAAAGCUCCUGAUGUUGAUAUUAUUACAUCCAAAAGCUUUUAGAAGGUGAUACAUGGGUAACCAAUUUAUGACAGGGUGAAAUCGAUCAAGUAACCAAGCAGUUUUACUAUCCUGGUGCUGCUUCAUGACAAAAAUGAAAAGCUGCAUGCAUCUACAGCAGGCAUGGAUUGUUUAUGUUGUAUGAUCUCCUUUAUUAAGUAAGUUCACUUAUAGUAUUUCUAGAAUUUGAUUCAUUGCCGUAAUAGAGCCAUGUAGGGAAUGCACUGAUUGCAUGUUAAUUGUGGCAGGAAUACCCUAAAUGUCAUUAAAAUCCUCCAACAUGAUGGAUCUACUUAUGGUCUUGUUUGUUGACAUGACAAAUUAACAUUCUUAUAGUUACAUCUGGAAAUGAGCAUUUGAAAUAGAUAAUCUUUUAAGCCUUGUGGCUAAAUUUUUGUGGUUUUUGUUUAACUUCAAAAGGUUAUAUAUGCACUAACCUUUUUUGAUGGCUAUAAUUAGGCUUUAAUUACAGAAACAAGAUUUCAAGUGAAACUGUCUUUGGCAGUUAAGUAAAUAGCAUAUUUUGAAGUAGAGUUGUAUACUUUUUCAUAAGGUAUUUAGGAUUUUUUUCCUAAAAUAAUUUAUUCCACAUUUACAUCAGUGAAAACUAUCUGCCUAUCCUGAAGUCCAUCUGUAAAAGCAAGUUAUUCCUCAUCCUCAUUUUCAGUUUUCACUUUUAUUAAUUUGUUUUAAUCUCGUUGGAAAAAGGGAUAGUGCAUUUUAAAUUGACCUUCAUAUGCUUAAAAAAAAAAAAAAAGACAAAUCUACUUGAUAAUGUACUUUUUAUUUGAUCUCAAGUUGUAUACAACCAAUAAAUUUUGUGUUACUGUUACCGCAGUAGUAAUCUUAUGCACACAGUGAUUCCAUGUUAAAUGCAAAGUAGUUAGGCAACUGUUUUCUUACAGGAGUUUCCAGGCUUCACUUUUGUGCAGUAAAAACAAAAGUAGGCUACAGUCUGUGCCAUGUUGAUGUACAGUUUCUGAAAUUGUUUUACAAGACUUUGAUAAUAAAACCCUUAAACUUAUGUUUAUGUUCCUAUAAAA